Molecule: messenger RNA, 1791 nt
Organism: Mycena citricolor
Lineage: Eukaryota; Fungi; Basidiomycota; Agaricomycetes; Agaricales; Mycenaceae
Source: the annotation of a GenBank genome assembly
CUAUCACCGACUCGGAGCCGCUAAUGCCCAGUCAUCGAGCAGUGUUCUAAAAACUGCUGCGGUAUUGAGAUAAUGGAAAGUUCAUAAACAGCUUUCCUUCAGUGGUAUGAAGUGGGUCGCCCGCGUUUUUUUCUGUACAACAUGAGUACUGCAGCAGCCCCUAGUCUGUCAACCCCACCCCCGGCGUACACGCCCUCCGCAAACGCUCCGUCCUAUUCCUACGCGCUGCGAGACCAUGAACGCCUCCUGGCUCAAUCUCCACGACGCAACCCUCGUCCCGUCGGCACUUACGUGAAAAAAGUGGCCCGCGACACGGUCUUCCUGAGCGAGCAAGAUCCCAGCGCUCCAGUUCCGACCUACGGACGCGAAGGGAAUGUGGUGGGCUUUGUCGAAAUGCAGGACCGAGAGUGGCUGAUUGCUGUCGUUUUCCAGAUUGAGGGCAAGGUGACUGUCGCCGAGGCAAACGGCACUGCAAAAGAACAGGAAAACGUCUUUCUGGAGCACUCUAUUGAUCUUUGGACUGCGCAGACGGCGAGUGCUGGGUCCUCGCCUCCCAGCCAACUCGCAUUCGGGUACAAUCUCCCAGCGACGUUCAUGGUCAACGACACAAAGCGACCGCUUCCGCCUUCGUACAGCUCUCUCCAAACCUGCAUCGUCUAUACGCUUUCGGUGAGCUUCACACGCGGCCGAGCCCGCAAGUUCUUCCCCUUCGCACCCAUGAACACGAUCUCCAUCCGCUUCGACUACCGGCCGCGCACUCGCGCCGAACAGCCCAUACCCCCCUUCUCGCCAGGCUCAUUUCUUCAAGACGUCAAGGUGAUGCCGGAAGAAUGGCGUCAACACACGCACCACAUCACAGGGCGCCCCAAAUCGGACGUGGCCCCUCUCGGUUUACAGGUGUACGUUCCUAUGAUGGGCGUCUUCGCGCUGGACGAGCGGAUCCCGUUUCAUAUGCAGCUUGCCGGACCGGCUGCGUCACUGCGCGAGUUCUACUGUGCGGACCCGCGCAAGGAGCGGUUACUCAUCGAGAUCAGGGUCGUUCGACUGACAUUUGUGACGACGAGCCAGGGGCCGACGCGUCAAUUCCGGUCUGUGCUUGCACGAGCUGAUCUGGUGAAUCUCCCUCCCGGUGCCGGUGACGGCCACUCAGUGUCGGACUGUGCCAGUCUCGAUUGGUCUGGGGACCUGUUCGUGAGGUCGGAAGAGGGUUCUGGCUCGUUUGAUGCUGGUAUAGUGAAGGUGCAGGAUUUCCUUGUCGUUGAUCUCAUCCCAGUUGCUGGCCCCAAGGCCCAUUUUGAUCGAAUCCGGCAUUCCUAUCCCAUCCGAAUCGCAACCGAUCCCUAUGAAGCGUAGUGUCUUCGCCGUCAGUGUCCCAAUCUCGUUCACGACAAGAAAUCUGAGGUGUGGAUUCGUCAAAGUAUUUGCGCAAUUCUAUCACUUUCAUGGGCUUCGGGAACACAGCAAGCUUGGCUGCAAUGUCGCGCUCGCUGAGGACAUAUUCGGGCAUAGUGCUGCCGCCGGCAGGUGUCCGCUACUCGUCCCUGCGAUAGCCCGCUCUGUGUUGAUCUGCGCGUGUAAACUUUGUCGAUAAACGCUUCCCCUACUUGCACGUUAUAAAAUUUCACUUCAGUCAAUUUUCCAAUAAUCUUUUCACCUCUUCUCUCUACUUCCAUCUUCGAGACUGCCAAUGAUCCAAUCGUCUUAGGAUCCUUGAUCCACCAAAUUGUUUGAGCUUCUAUAUCUUUCCACUCGUUUUUGGUGGUACAAGCGGAGCCGAGACAGUAAUGAUUG